Mesoplodon densirostris (Blainville's beaked whale) is the source of this 1861-nucleotide messenger RNA. RefSeq names its product protein arginine methyltransferase 2 (gene PRMT2). Lineage: Eukaryota; Metazoa; Chordata; Mammalia; Artiodactyla; Ziphiidae. The record is from RefSeq and is a predicted model, not a curated record. Gene Ontology annotation, molecular function: protein-arginine N-methyltransferase activity; protein binding. The transcript is spliced from 10 exons. Gene Ontology annotation, cellular component: nucleus. Gene Ontology annotation, biological process: peptidyl-arginine methylation. The coding region runs from base 180 to 1568 and encodes 462 amino acids.
GCAGCCUGCGCACAUUACGCCUGCGCGGGCCGAGGGCGGCGGCUCGGGUUCUUGGUGGGUGCUGGCUGCCCCUCCGUGUCGGAGGUGUGGACGCCAACCUCAGCGGAGAAGCGCGGCUGAGAAAUGGAGGAGAAAAUGAAACAUUAAAGCAGCAGCUAUGUGCAGAUCCCAGAGGAAUUAUGGCAACACCAGGUGACUGCCCCGGAAGUGAGUUGCAGGAGGGAGAGGACCCCGCCGUGCAGAGCGAGGAGGGGAACCUCCAGGGUAGUGUGCACCCCGAGGAGUUCGUGGCCAUCGCAGACUAUUCUGCCACUGAUGAGACGCAGCUCAGCUUUUCGAGAGGAGAAAAAAUUCUCAUCCUGAGACAAACCACUGCCGACUGGUGGUGGGGUGAGCGUGCCGGCUGCUGCGGGUACAUCCCCGCGAACCACCUGGGGAAGCGCCUGGAGGACUGGGGCCCCGAGGACUCGUGGCAGGACGAGGAGUACUUCGGCAGCUACGGGACCCUGAAACUUCACUUGGAGAUGUUGGCAGACCAGCCACGAACGACCAAGUACCACAGCGUUAUCCUGCAGAAUAAAGAAUCCCUGAAAGAUAAAGUGAUUCUGGAUGUCGGCUGUGGGACUGGCAUCAUCAGCCUCUUCUGUGCACAUUAUGCUCAGCCUAGAGCCGUGUACGCGGUGGAGGCCAGUGAGAUGGCCCAGCACACGGGGCAGCUGGUCAUGCAGAACGGCUUCGCUGACAUCAUCACCGUGUUCCAGCAGAAGGUGGAGGACGUGCUGCUGCCGGAGAAGGUGGACGUGCUGGUGUCCGAGUGGAUGGGGACCUGCCUGCUGUUUGAGUUCAUGAUCGAGUCCAUCCUCUAUGCCCGGGACGCGUGGCUGAAGGAGGACGGGGUCAUCUGGCCGACCACAGCCGCGCUGCACCUGGUGCCCUGCAGCGCCGACAGGGACUACCGCAGCAAGGUGCUCUUCUGGGACAACGCCUACGAGUUCGACCUCAGUGCCCUCAAAUCUUUAGCAAUUAAGGAGUUUUUUUCGAAGCCCAAGUAUAACCACAUUUUGAAACCAGAAGACUGUCUCUCUGAGCCAUGCACCAUAUUACAGCUGGACAUGAGAACCGUGCAGGUCGCCGACCUCGAGAUGAUGAAAGGUGAGCUGCACUUUGACAUCAAGAAGGCAGGCACCCUACACGGAUUCACAGCCUGGUUCAGUGUCCGGUUCCAGAACCUGGAGGAGGACGAGCCACAGCUGGUGCUGAGCACGGGCCCGCUGCACCCGUUGGAGAGAAAGUCUUUCCCAUCUGGAGAUGACAGGUGCAGCUCUGUGCGGGAUGCAGCGUCGUGGAGGGACAGACGCAACUCAGUGGAGUCGGCCCUGGAUGGGAACGCGUGUCCUGUGGAAGCCGCGGACUUGUACCAGGAUGGGGUGGUAACACCCUCACCCGAGGGCGCGGGGCUGCAGGCCCUCCCCAGACGCGCCCGUGCUCCUCGGGGUCCACGCUCGCCAUUGUCACUGCCCUGCCUGUCCUUAGAACUGGGCUGUUUCCAGGUGUCCACCUGUGGGUAGUUGAUGGCCCAGUGUCCCUCAGCCAGGUCUAGUUCUAAGCUCGUAGGACACUCUCGUCAACCCUGUGCUCCUGUGAAGGUGGCUGUUCGUGCAUCAUGUGUGCGUGUCCUUCCCGCCCUCGGCUCACCCGCUCAGCUCGCGGGAUGUGGGGUCACACAGAGCCUCGUGGGAGCCUGAGGUGCGAUGCAUGCGAUGGGGCUCUGCAUGGGGUAGUCCACUUGUAGAGACGUCUUCCAGAUAAAUUAUGUGUCGGCACAUAGUAUACGCUCAAUAAAUAUUUUUUAAUAAAUGAA